AAGCUUAGUGUAAAAAGGGCUGAGUGUAUUUGAUGUAAGAAGGGGGAGUGGUUAUAUAGUUCUUAGUCAAGACAUGUGAUAGUCACUCAGGGGUAGCUGGAAAAGAAGUCUGUGACACUCAUUAACCUAUUGGUGCAGAUCUUGUAUGAUUUAAAGGAGAAAAUGUUCUUGCCUGUUUUGUAUUGCCUUCUGUGGAGUUUCCAGAUUUCCGAUGGCCAUUUUCCUCGAGCCUGUGCCUCUUCUAAGAACUUGUUGGCAAAAGAAUGCUGCCCACCAUGGAUGGGUGAUGGGAGUCCUUGUGGCCAGCUUUCAGGCAGAGGUUCCUGCCAGGACAUCCUUCUGUCCAAUGCACCAUCUGGACCUCAGUUCCCCUUCAAAGGGGUGGAUGACCGUGAGUCCUGGCCCUCUGUGUUUUAUAAUAGGACCUGCCAGUGCUCUGGCAACUUCAUGGGUUUCAACUGCGGAAACUGUAAGUUUGGAUAUGGGGGCCCAAAUUGUACAGAGAAGCGACUCUUAAUUAGAAGAAACAUUUUUGAUUUGAGUGUCUCAGAAAAGAAUAAGUUCUUUUCUUACCUCACUUUAGCAAAGCAUACUAUCAGCUCAGUCUAUGUCAUCCCCACAGGCACCUAUGGCCAAAUGAACAAUGGGUCAACACCCAUGUUUAAUGACAUCAACAUCUAUGACCUCUUUGUGUGGAUGCAUUACUAUGUGUCAAGAGACACACUGCUUGGGGGCUCUGAAAUCUGGCGGGACAUUGAUUUUGCCCACGAAGCACCAGGGUUUCUGCCUUGGCACAGACUUUUCUUGUUAUUGUGGGAACAAGAAAUACAAGAACUAACUGGGGAUGAAAAUUUCACUGUUCCAUACUGGGACUGGAGAGAUGCAGAAAACUGUGAAAUUUGCACAGAUGAGUACCUGGGAGGUCGUCACCCUGAAAAUCCUAACUUACUCAGCCCAGCAUCCUUCUUCUCAUCCUGGCAGAUCAUUUGUAGCAGAUCAGAAGAGUAUAAUAGCCAUCAGGUUUUAUGCGAUGGAACACCUGAGGGACCACUAUUACGUAAUCCUGGAAACCAUGACAAAGCCAAAACCCCCAGACUCCCAUCUUCAGCAGAUGUUGAAUUUUGUCUGAGUUUGACCCAGUAUGAAUCUGGAUCAAUGGAUAGAACUGCGAAUUUCAGCUUUAGAAACACACUGGAAGGAUUUGCCAGUCCACUCACAGGGAUAGCAGAUUCUUCUCAAAGUAGCAUGCACAAUGCCUUACAUAUCUUUAUGAAUGGAACAAUGUCUCAAGUACAGGGAUCGGCCAAUGAUCCCAUUUUUCUUCUUCAUCAUGCUUUUGUGGACAGUAUUUUUGAACAAUGGCUGCGAAGGCACCACCCUCUUUUGGAAGUUUACCCAGAAGCCAAUGCACCUAUCGGCCAUAACAGAGAAUCGUACAUGGUUCCUUUUAUACCGCUCUAUAGAAAUGGUGAUUUCUUCGUUACAUCCAAGGAUCUGGGAUAUGACUACAGCUACCUCCAAGAGCCAGAUCCAGGCUUUUACAGAAACUAUAUUGAGCCUUACUUGGAACAAGCCAGUCAUAUCUGGCCAUGGCUUCUUGGGGCAGCACUGGUGGGAGCUGUUAUUGCUUCAGCUCUGUCUGGGCUUAGCAGUAGGCUAUGCCAUCAGAAGAGGAAGAAGCAACCCCAGGAGGAAAGGCAGCCACUCCUCAUGGACAAAGAUGACUACCACAGCUUGCUGUAUCAGAGCCAUCUGUGAACAUCCUAGGAAACAGAGUGGGACUGAAAGUUUUGCCCUCACUCGACCUAUUUGUUGGUGUUUCUACAAAUUUAAACUAGUAUAAAACAUAGACCAUAGCUGUUUUUUUUUUUUUUUUUUCCUCAGACCCACGGUUUUUCCCAAGUCCUAGUUUCUAAAGAAAGACUGGUAUUUGCUAAAAAAUAACUUACUUGUAUCUAAAUAAAAUUUCUCUUAUAACUAA
Mus pahari (shrew mouse) is the source of this 1981-nucleotide messenger RNA. It is a transcript of the gene Tyr, whose product is annotated as tyrosinase. Gene Ontology annotation, biological process: melanin biosynthetic process; pigmentation. NCBI's taxonomy places the organism in Eukaryota, Metazoa, Chordata, Mammalia, Rodentia, Muridae. The record is from RefSeq and is a predicted model, not a curated record. The transcript has 5 exons. Bases 163 to 1758 code for a protein of 531 amino acids. Gene Ontology annotation, molecular function: tyrosinase activity.